UGUACGAGUGUGUAUUUCAUGCCCAAGUAAACUCGGCUACUGCUGCUCUUUACACUCGCUGUGAUUUUGACUUUUCCGUGUCUCGGCGACGAAUGGCGUCACUUUUGUCGCGUUUGGAAACCCGACUUUAAGCCACACUGUCACAGGUCCAGCGAUGUCGAUGUCACAGACCGAAUGCGAUAUCUUGACGUGCCCAACUUUGCCUGUUUGGAAACUGCGUACUGUAAUAGCAGCGGGGGGGAAUGUGUUAUUGUUUUGUUGUGUAUGAUGUUGUUAUCCAUAAUUCAGAAGUCUAAAGCGUUGCUUGGUGUUGGAGCCAAUACAGAAGGUUUACUAAACACCGUGGAAGGAGCAAAAGGACAACAGAAUGAUGUGCCCAAGCAGACAACGAAAUUUGCACCGGAAAUAUCCACCGAACAACUCAAGGAAAUUGUUUACGAUCACAUAAAGACAAUUCGGGAUCCUGAGAAGCCAGCCACCCUGGAAGAUUUGCAUGUUGUUGAUGAAGAUUGUGUAAGAGUUGAAUCUAGUCCAGAUAAUGAUGUGUACUCAGUUCAUAUUGAGUUUAUUCCUACUGUGCCUCACUGCUCAUUGGCUACUCUUAUAGGCCUUUGUAUUCGCAUAAAACUGGAAAGGAACCUUACAGAAAAAUUCAAACUGGAUAUCAGCAUAAAAGAAGGGACACAUUCUACAGAAGGGGAAAUAAAUAAACAAAUCAACGACAAAGAAAGGAUAGCUGCAGCAAUGGAGAAUCCAAACCUAAGGGAAAUUGUUGAAUCUUGCAUUGAUGACGAAAAAGACUGAAGUUAUAUUGUAAAUGGACUGAUGAUUUUGUUUUUUAAAAAAAUAAUGCGGAUGUAAGUUAUUUUCUUGAUUAAAAGUGUGAGUUAACCUAA
This is a messenger RNA of Schistocerca piceifrons (Central American locust), 896 nucleotides long. RefSeq names its product cytosolic iron-sulfur assembly component 2A-like. The transcript is spliced from 4 exons. The coding region runs from base 175 to 804 and encodes 209 amino acids. The record is from RefSeq and is a predicted model, not a curated record. Lineage: Eukaryota; Metazoa; Arthropoda; Insecta; Orthoptera; Acrididae.